Molecule: messenger RNA, 1447 nt
Organism: Kickxella alabastrina
Lineage: Eukaryota; Fungi; Kickxellomycota; Kickxellomycetes; Kickxellales; Kickxellaceae
Exons: 4
Coding region: 113-1258 (381 amino acids)
Source: RefSeq, a predicted model, not a curated record
UUCUCUCUUUUUUACUUUCUUCGUUUGCUCGACAUAAUUUCUUAAAUUUUUUAGUUUCGGCCGUCUAAUAUUUUAUUUUGCUUGAUAUUUUGGCUCGCAGAUAUCCACAGCAAUGGCAUUGGCAUCGGCGGAGACAAACCGCUUCGCGGCUCGAAGCUUUGUGCCCACAGUUAGCAUAUCACACAACAAGAGAAAGAGACUGGAGCUGGUGUUGAGCAUACUGGGCAAUCCAGUCGUCAUUCACGAUAUCCAGCAGCGCAAGGCAGUGGUGCGCGGCACAGUGGCCAUAAUCAGCCGGCAGAUCCAGUGCGCUCGCGAGGUAACUCUCCAGCUGACCGGCACCACAGUGCUUACGAACGCGCAGCAGAUGGGAGGCUCUACCACCAGCAGACGCACAUUCUUAAAGCUGGAGCAAACGUUGUCCCAGCCGAUGCUGAACAGCAAGCGCCACAGCCACAGCCACAGCCACAGCCACAGCCACAGCCACAGCCAUAACUGCAACCAAUAUGCGGUGGGCACAUAUACCGUGCCGUUCGAGUUUGUUCUGGAGGAGGCACCAGCGCCAGAAACCAAGCCAAAACAUGGGUUGCUGGGCUUUGGGUUUGGUCCCCGUGCGGUCAGGGCGCAGGCAGGGCUAGCACUGGUCAGGUACCCGCCAAUUGGAGACCCUGGCACAUUUGUAGCUUGCAUUCAGCCGGACACAAGAACGGGUGUGCUCUGCGUCUUUGCUGGCGGCGAUUCGGCGCUGGUUUACCGCCCGCGGCAUAGCACAAAUGGCAACACGCCGAUUGAGCCCAGCCACUCUCACCACACUAUCGGGUCGCGCUGCUACAAGGUGCGCGCCCAGCUGGUGCAGAAGGUCCGGUACCUGACGAAUCACGAUCUGGUCGCCGAUGCAAACGACGACGUGUACAUGUUCUGGACCAAGCGUGUAGUGGCCGAGGAAAAAGUGGCUGAUAUUCUCGAUUUAGCAGCAACCAUCGACGAGCUGCAGACGACACACGUGCAGUGGACGCUGGCAGUGCCCCACGAUGCCCAGGGCAGCCUGCAGUCCAAGGAAAUCCAGGUGCAGUACGAUGUGUAUGUUGACUUUUUCCCGCUGCGGCACGAGUCAGAGGGCUUCUCCGCGCGAGGCAUGCUGAAAAGUAUAGGUGCAAAGCCUGGUAGCCACCCUGUGUCUUGCAAACUGCCACUGCUCAUUAUGCCGGUGCCUGUGUCUGCGCUGCUGGCCAGCCCGCCGGUGUAUGCUGCAGACUGAUACAUCUUUUAAUUAUUAGUUAUUUUAAUUAUUUUGUGCUGCCCAUAGCUUGUUCAAAUUGCAGUUUUUUGCAGUCACACAACGACCAAUGUCGCCACCGCAGUGCACCAAUACAAUGUGUUUAAUGACAAGAAUACCAUACCACUCAUUCUCUUCUCUUAUUACUUUUUCAUUUCUAAUUUUAUAUUA